This is a messenger RNA of Ornithorhynchus anatinus (platypus), 4938 nucleotides long. RefSeq names its product inositol-trisphosphate 3-kinase B (gene ITPKB). Lineage: Eukaryota; Metazoa; Chordata; Mammalia; Monotremata; Ornithorhynchidae. Gene Ontology annotation, cellular component: cytoplasm; nucleus. The transcript is spliced from 8 exons. The coding region runs from base 1 to 2205 and encodes 734 amino acids. Gene Ontology annotation, molecular function: inositol tetrakisphosphate kinase activity; inositol-1,4,5-trisphosphate 3-kinase activity. Gene Ontology annotation, biological process: inositol phosphate biosynthetic process. The record is from RefSeq and is a predicted model, not a curated record.
AUGGCCGUCUACUGCUAUGCGCUCAACAGCCUGGUGAUGAUGAAGAGUAGCCACAACGGCAAGAGCGACGGCGGCGGGGCUCCGCCGCCUCCCGGGACGCCCGCGCUGCUGCCGGGGACCCUGCCCCGCCCCGCAGCGGCCGGACCCCCGCCGGGGACGCCGGCCCCACCGACGGCGGGAGGACCGAGUCCCGAGGACCCCGGGACCGGCCGGGAGAGCGGGAGGCGGAGGAGGAGCGGCCCCGAGGAGCCGCCGCGCCCGCCGGGGAGGUCGGGCCGGUCCCGGGGGAGGCGGCCGGCGGCCGGCGGCGCCCCGACGGUUGCGCCCCCGACGGCCCCUCGACGGGCGGGACGGGCCCCGCCACCCCCGGCCCGGCCCGCCCCGCCCCCGCCCCAGGGGCCGGCCGAGCCCCCGAGGAGCCCCGCCGAGGGCCGGCCGCCGAGGGAGCCGGGAGCCCGCGCCCGCGGAGCGCUUUGCUCAGCGCCCGAACCCCCGCCCGGGGGGCCGGAGAGGCGAGCCGUGCCCCGCGGGGCCCCCGCGCCCCUGUCUCCGCCUCUGCCAAGCUCCGCGCCCUCCCGGGCCGGCCGGGGGCCGGGCUCCCCCCGAGCGCCCGGCCCGGCCACCUCCUCCGAGAAGCCUGCCAAGGGGACCCCUGCCCCGACCCCCGCCGCCCACCGGACGGACCGCCCGGGAAGAGGGGAGGGGAAGGAGGAGACUCCCUCGGGAGGAGGGUCCCAGCCGCUGCCCCGCACGGAGGGGGCAGAGAACAGAGAAAGACACCGGGGCCCUCCCAGUAACAACUGUGGGCAGCUCAGGAGUGGGCUGACUUUGCCCAGCUCCAUGGAGAAGCCUGGCACGGCUUGGACAUCACCUGGCCCGGGGAUGCUCUCAGUUGGGGCCGGGUGGCAGCAGCAACAGCAGCAGCAGCAACAGCAGCAGCAGCAACCACAGCAGCAGCAACAGGAUGACAAUCAGGGCAGAGAGCAGGGGUUUGAGCCCGCACGGUCUCCCGAGUGGAAGAGGAGUCCCUUCCCCAGGGAAGGCUGCUGCCCCGGCAACAUCCCAGCCGUCAUCAUCACCGACACGGGAGCCCAGGAGGAUGGGGGACUCGAAGAGGCUCAGGGCAGCCCCCAAGGGAAAGUGCCCCCAAGGAAACUGUCCUCUUCCUCCGCCUCCUCCACGGGCUUCUCCUCCUCCUACGACGAUUCCGAAGAGGACAUCUCCAGCGAUCCAGAGCGUCCCUCAGACCAGAACUCGGCCUUUCUGCACACUUUCGACCAGCAGAAACCCAGAGUGAGCAAAUCAUGGAGGAAGAUCAAGAACAUGGUGCACUGGUCUCCCUUUGUUAUGUCCUUCAAGAAGAAGUAUCCCUGGAUCCAGCUUGCUGGACAUGCCGGGAGUUUCAAGGCGGCCGCCAAUGGGAGGAUCCUGAAGAAGCACUGUGAGUCAGAGCAGCGCUGCUUGGACCGGCUGAUGACGGACGUCCUGAAGCCCUUUGUGCCGGCCUAUCAUGGGGAUGUGAUGAAGGACGGGGAGCGCUACAAUCAGAUGGAAGACCUGCUGGCUGACUUUGACUCUCCCUGUGUGAUGGACUGCAAGAUGGGGGUCAGGACCUAUCUGGAAGAGGAGCUCACCAAGGCCAGGAAAAAGCCCAGCCUGAGGAAGGACAUGUACCAGAAGAUGAUUGAGGUGGAUCCAGAGGCCCCGACCGAGGAGGAAAAUGCCCAGAGGGCUGUGACCAAGCCACGCUACAUGCAGUGGAGGGAGACCAUCAGCUCCACGGCCACCCUGGGCUUCAGGAUCGAGGGCAUUAAGAAAGAAGAUGGUUCUGUGAACCGGGAUUUCAAGAAAACCAAAACAAAGGAACAAGUCACAGAGGCCUUCAGAGAGUUCACUAAAGGGAACCACAACAUCCUGGUCUGCUAUCGGGAACGUCUGAAGGAUAUCCGAGCCACCCUGGAGAUCUCUCCGUUCUUCAAGUGCCAUGAGGUAAUCGGGAGCUCACUCCUCUUCAUCCAUGACAAAAAGGAGCAAGCCAAGGUCUGGAUGAUUGACUUUGGGAAAACCACACCCCUUCCCGAAGGCCAGACCCUUCAGCACAACGUGGCCUGGCAGGAAGGAAACAGAGAGGACGGCUACCUCUCAGGACUGGACAACCUCAUUGACAUCCUAACAGACAUGUCCCAGGGCGAGGCCCUGCCCUGAGAUCAGCUCGCCCCCAUCGCCCACCACUCCUCUUCUUCCUGGCUCCCCCCAAUCUUUCCUCCUCCCCUGUUACCCAGAUUCUUGCCCCAGAACUGACUCUUCCAAACUGCACUACAAGACACUUUCUCCUGGAGGAGGAAGAGGAAGAGGUGGGGCAGGGAGGGCCCUCUACAUGCUCUUUCCCUAAAUUGUCAGUUUGGGGUUGGGCUAUCCUUUUUCUGGGAGAAGGCCGAUUGUCAGAUGGUGUGGUUGAUGGGCUGGGUUUAGUAAAGGGGUGCUUGGUUUUGGGGGAGGAAGAUGACCAUCACAAUCAAUCAAUCAAUGGUAUUUAUUGAGCGCUUACUGUGUGCAGAAGCACUGUAAUAAGCACCUGGGAGAAAAUAAUGUUGGUAGACAAGAUACCUGCUCUCAAGUAAUUUACAGUCUAGCCAGGAGGAGCCCCUGGGAGCCAGCGGCUGGCAGGGCUAUAUCCUUCCCAUGGACCAGGCAUCUUCCCCUCUUCUCCUCUCAUCCCCCUUGCCCAUGCCGGUCCUUCGGUUUGGUAUCUUGUAGAGUAAAUGCUUUGGGCGGAACGUUGAGCACAGGCCACAUCAUCCAUCCAGCCUUGGUGGGGCACGACUGGGUAGGGGGCUGCCGCCACCUAGUGGCCGGUGGACAGUCCUGCCGCUUUUUUCCCUGCAGGUCCCUGGUGAACUGGGCUUGGAGUCCUGGCUUUAUUGCCUUGUGUUAAACUUUCCCCCGUGGUUACAUCUCACCAGGGCUUCUCCUUUCUGCCCCAGGUGGAGGGAUGACAAAGUGAUUUCACGUUUGUGAAAGAGAGCAGAUGGUAAGGAAUUAGGAGAGUGAGGUGAAGAGCUUGUGGUCCACUCUCGGGGCCUUUCUUGGCCCAGCCCCAGGGUGCGGGCAGUGAGCCGGGCCCCUUGAGCCUUCCCAGGUUGGAAGAGCCCAAGGAGAUUCAGGUGGAAAAGGGCCACAUUUGAUCUCUCGGUCACCCCCAGGUCUACCCUGGCCUUCAUUUCUUUGGGAUGAAGAACUGAGAGAGAGUAGGGUGGGCCCUGGAGGCCUCGAACAGCCCCAUCCACUAUGGGCUGGACCCCUGGACCAGCACUGAGCCAACUGGAGGCAAGUGGGGGGAACAGGCCAGCCUGAGCCCAAGCCCUUCAGGAUCUUUCCCACCCCAAUUCUGUAUCCAUGCCCCAUCUCCCCACCCCUCUGGUGAAUGGAGAAGGACAAGAGCUUAGAGAAGCACUCGUGGGAUCUUGGUCACUUGACUUUCCUUCACUCCCUCAGCUGUACCAGCUGGUCUGGCUGAGCCUUGGCAUGAAGCCACGUGCUUCCCCGAGGUACCAACCAAAGACCCCAGGCUUUGGGGGAGGGGCUUCUCACUGGGUGAGGGUGAAUGGAGUCAUGGAGACUCCAACCCUGAACCCGUGCUUUCUCCACUUCUUCCUCCUUGGCUCCCUUCCUCUUCUCUCUUUGAACAUUUGAAGAUAACUCUUCCCCUGCUGGAGGCCAUGGAGUGUGUUUACCAUGGGGUGGGGUGCCUGUUACAUGCAUUAAAUGCACCUGUCUAAACCCUAAAAGCCCACAAGCAGCCACUGGUCUGGUGGCUUUGCAGGGCCCGGGACUCAAACUGGGCUGGGCCCUUGUCAUACAUGGAGUGAAUAGUUCCCUGGGGGGAAGUGGGCAGAGGGUGACAUAUGUGGGUGAAGCUUCAAGGAAAUGUUUUUAAAAGCAACUGAGACUUAUGGACUAGCAAGUAAAGCCUCUUAGGCUGGGAACCCCAGGGCAGGCCAGGUGUGAGUCUUACUACAGGGACACCACAAGCCUCACCAGGUGCAGGGAAUAACCAGGCUGGCCUGGUGGGGCUAUAGUGGGGGUUUAAAUCACUGCCCUUCUGCCCCACCUGGUUUGCUAGUCUAAUUCUUCUUCUUGCCCCUCACCUGGUUCACCUGUAGCCCUUCCAAUCUAGGCCUCCACGGGUUCCAAGGUGGCAUGUGGUCCCAGGCAAAACAAAAGGUGCAGCCCUCCCCCACCCCUUUGCCGAGAUUUGGACUGUUGCUGGCAGUACAUCAGUAGCAAUAUUUCUCCCUUCCAUCGUUUCUCCUCUCAGUGAGACUCCAGCCCCUCCAGUCCAUUUGGCCUUCCCCACCUUUCUGAAGUUUUCUCACCAGCAUACAUCCGGGAGUCUAUAGAAGAUCAGUACUAAUUUGUCUGCACUGUUUAGCUUUGGCCCAAGUGUUUCCUAAGCUGCUUAGGUGAACUUGCCUCUGUUCCAUUAGUGUCAUGGAAAAAAAUUAAGUUAUAUUUAUUUGUGGGGGUUUUUUUUAAUUGCACAAAAACACUAAGACUAAAUGCAUGCAAUUUUUUUUUAAGCUUUUAGCUUUCCAAACAUCCUUUCUCUCCCCUGAAGUAAAGACCCAGAAGCUGCCCUUGUCCAUUUGUGUUAGGGUUUUUUUUAGCGCUGUAUUUAGCUUUAAGUUUCUUUAGACACGGUUAGUCCAAGUGUGUAUAUAAUUCAGUUUCCCCACUUUAAGGAUUAAGAAAAACAGGAUACCCUUUGCCAAUAUAUGUGCCUUUCCCUAGAGGAGGGAACCGCAGGGGUGGGGAGGGUCCUUCGUCUCCCUACCCUGGGUCAUUUGAGAAAAUCAAACAUUAGAAAGCACCAACGCACAGUGCCUGUAAGACAAAGCGAUGUCCUGUAACUUCUCAAAUAAAAGUGUAUGGAAAUAA